Messenger RNA from Myotis lucifugus (little brown bat), 2500 nucleotides. It is a transcript of the gene NUTM1, whose product is annotated as NUT midline carcinoma family member 1. Lineage: Eukaryota; Metazoa; Chordata; Mammalia; Chiroptera; Vespertilionidae. The transcript has 4 exons. The annotation marks the transcript as partial. The record is from RefSeq and is a predicted model, not a curated record.
GUUCAUGGAGUUUGAGGCUGAGGAGGAGAUGCAGAAUAAUAACACACAGCUGGUGAAUGGGUCCCAGGGUUUGCCUCCUGCAGCCCCUCUGAAAGUUGAUCCUCCAGCGCUCCAGGCCCCUGAGGUUUGCCAGCAACCAGUGUAUAUUCCCAAGAAGGCAGCCUCCAAGUCACGGACCCCCCGCCGGCGGCAGCGCAAAACCCAGAAGCCUCCAGUUCCCGAGGCACCCAAGGAAAUCCCACCAGAAGCUGUGAAAGAGUAUGCUGACAUCAUGGAAGGGCUGGUGGGGAACCACUUGGCCACUGGGGAGUCGGAUGGAAGACCGGAAGAGGAUGAGCAGCCGCAGGAGGAGGAAGGGCUGUAUCCAGAUCCAGAUCUCCUGAGCUACAUCGAGGAGCUGUGUUCGCAGGAGGACUUUGUCUCCAAGGUGGAGGCCAUCAUUCACCCCCAAUUUAUGGCAGAUAUACUGUCCCCAGAAGAAGAGAGGGACCCCUUGGCUUUAAUGGAGGAGCUGGAGCAACAAGAAGGAUUCAGUCUUUCCCAGCUGGUUCAGAGGAGACUCCUGGCCCUGGAGGAGGAAGAGGAUGCAGAGGCAGCUCCAGGUUGCACUGGAGCUCAAUUGGACUCAAGUGCUUCUGUUUCUGAUGAGGAUGAAGAUGGGGGUGGACGGCUUCGGCCUUCACCUGGGCAUAGGGUGGCUGGGGGCACUGUUUGCCUUGGGAAAUCUGCUUCUCCAGGAAAGCAAGCGAGGGAAGUGCAUAGUGGGCAGGAACAGGCCCUAGAUGGCCCAAGGGGCAUGUGCAGGGAUGGGAACACCCUGGCAUCUCCCAGCAGCUGGGACUUGCCCAUAGAACUUGCAUCUCCACAGGGAACUCAAGGGUCCUUAGGUACAGAGAGAAGAGGACCUGGAAAGGUGGCAAACCAAAUAUCCCCACACCCAGGUGACCACGUGGGAGGUGCUGGGUUCCCUGGGCACUCCCUGGUGGCUGACGGGCCUUCUGAGGCUCUGUCCCUUUGCUGGCAGGAAGAUCUCCAGCUCGAGAUAGUUCCCGGUUUGGAAGCUGCGCUCGCAGAACCAGAGCUGGCUCCUCUGCAAGAACCCGGGCUACAGACAGGGGGUGUUGGAGUGCUGCAUCAAGGGCAGGAGCUGCUAGCAGAGCCCCAGGAAGGCUGCUCAGGAGUCAUGUGGGGAGGUGACAGAAGUCCUUUUGUGCUUCAGAGCUUUGACCAGAGCUUUUCCCCUAGAGCGGUUGAGGACAAGGACGAGGAUGGGGUCUCGUUCAGUCCAGGGCUUUGGCUCAGCAGUGAGAUGGAUGAAGUAGGCUUAGAGUUGCCCUUACCGAUCGAGGUCACAGAGAACUUCCAGGAUGAUGGGGAAUAUGUACCUGAGCAUCAGGGAGGCUGCCAGGCACUGGGUCCAAGAGAAACCAUAGCACCUGGGGCUCUGGGGAGCAGUCCAAUUCUCUGUGGAGGCACAGAUGCCACAGCUGCCCUAGGAAAGAGGAACUAUAGCCUAGCCUUGAGGCCUAAAGAAAAUAGAGAACAGAGUCCUGAGACUAUACAGGAUCCCAGUGAUCUGUGGGCUCAAGACUGCCUUGCAUUCCUAGAAGGCUGUAUUGAUGCCUCCACACUGAUUUCCAAAGAAAUCCUCCUGCCUGCUUGUCAAGGCAAUGUCAUUAUCCUGGGGACCCAGGAUGCCUCCACCUUCCCUGAGGCCAGCCAAGAGGCAGGGAACAGAGGCAGUUCCAUUUCUCUGUUGGAAACCGCAGUUGACAGCAAUAUACUAGAUGUUAGAGAAGCCUGCGGCCUCCCGUUAGGGGUCAGUGAGGAUACCGGCCCGCUACAUUUUAGUUAUCACCCCUCAGGAGAGGGCAGGGAGGACACUGAUUUGUUGAAUUCAAAAGACCUUGCUCCCUUCCUAGGGAAUCAAGAGUCUUAUGCACAUGGGACUCCCAAGGCAACAUCUUGCCGGGGCCUUUCGAGAACUUCCCCUCGAUGGGGAGCCAGGGGUGCCUCAGUUCUGAAAGAAGCCUCUCCUGUUAGAGGAGCAUGCAGUCCAGCAGGUGGGGCCAAAGGAAAGGAAGAGGAGGAGGAGGAGGUGGAGGAAGAGGAGGAGGAGGAGGAGGAGGAGGAGGAAGAUGAGGAACUCUCUGGCUUUGCCUACCUCUUGGCCUCUAAACUAAGCCUGUCACCAAGGCGUCCUCCUCUUGGUCCUCACCCUGCUCCAGGCCUGUCCUCCACGGGAGGUCAGGGGCUCCAGAGAGCAUCCUGCUCCCUCUCUGCGGAGGCAAACGGCCCUGGCCAGCCUCCAUAUCCUGUUGCUAAGUCUAGGAAGCGAGCUCUAGUUGCAGGUCCAGUACCUACUGGAAAGAGGCCCUACCUGGGAGCAGAACUUGCGGUCUCUGGGGAGAAACCCCUGGCUCUACCCUCGCAGCCUCGUAAAAGAAGGCGCGACGGUUUGGGCUCAGGCAGAAGGAAGAAACGCCGCCGUUGCCAGUAA